This is a messenger RNA of Solea senegalensis (Senegalese sole), 5785 nucleotides long. It is a transcript of the gene bmal2, whose product is annotated as aryl hydrocarbon receptor nuclear translocator-like 2. Gene Ontology annotation, molecular function: DNA-binding transcription factor activity, RNA polymerase II-specific; protein dimerization activity; RNA polymerase II cis-regulatory region sequence-specific DNA binding. The record is from RefSeq and is a predicted model, not a curated record. Gene Ontology annotation, cellular component: cytoplasm; nucleus; transcription regulator complex. The coding region runs from base 302 to 2227 and encodes 641 amino acids. Lineage: Eukaryota; Metazoa; Chordata; Actinopteri; Pleuronectiformes; Soleidae. The transcript is spliced from 17 exons. Gene Ontology annotation, biological process: regulation of transcription by RNA polymerase II.
GGCAUAGCGGGUGAAGCGGCAGCAGCAGCGGUCGCGGUGACUCCGGUGAGACGGCAGGAGGAGACUGCGCUCUGCCUUCCGUGUUGUCAAAGUUUCACCUUUCACCGCAUAUUAUUUUCCCCUGAGCCACAGUUUCCCUCCGUUUUCUCUUUAUCUGCGAACAAAUAAACUCCAUUAUUUUUGCUUGCAUGUCGUCUCACUGAGAACCGGUCCUGUCAACACAGAAACAACUCGGAGUAGUCAACCGCCUCAUCCAUGCAGUGGAGUGCUGGGCCAAGGCUCACCGGCCCCGGCUCCAGCCAUGUCGGUCAGGGAUACAUUGGCUGGUGGCGGUGACAGAGCGGGAGGCGGUGAACCGACAGAGGAUUUGCUGGUUGAGGAAAACCAAAGCAGCUGCAUGUCUCUGUCCAGCCUGAUGACCGCGUCCUCAGUUGCUGGCUCGUCCAUGAGCACAGAGAUGCCCCGGAAGCGUAAGGGCAGCAUGGAGAACCAGGAUUCAAGAUCUGCUUCCAUUCCUGAUGUAGAUAUGGAAGACGACCAAAAUGGGUCAGAUGGGGAUGACCAACAUGUUAAAAUGAAAUGCAUCAGGGAACCACACAGCCAAAUUGAGAAGAGGAGACGGGACAAAAUGAACCACCUCAUUGACAAACUGUCAGCCAUGAUCCCGACUUGUAACCCCUUAUCCCGAAAGCUGGACAAACUCACUGUUCUCAGAAUGGCUGUGCAGCACCUCAAAUCUCUCAAAGGUUCAUCAAGCUCGUUUUCUGAAGCUCACUACAAGCCUUCGUUCAUUCCAAAUGAGGAGCUCAAACAUCUUGUCAUUAAGGCAGCAGAUGGGUUCCUGUUUGUAGUGGGAUGUGAUCGUGGAAAAAUAGUUUUUGUCUCAGAGUCCGUCACGAAGAUAUUAAAUUAUAGUCGGGCGGAGCUGAUUGGACAGAGUCUGUUUGAUUACAUUCACCCAAAGGACAUGGGAAAAGUGAAGGAGCAGCUGUCAGCCUCUGAAUUAUACCCUCGUGAACGACUAAUAGAUGCUAAAACCGGUCUGCAGGUCCAGGCUGACCUCCCAGUCGGUGGAGCACGGUUGUGUUCAGGUGCGCGGCGCUCUUUUUUCUGCCGCAUGAAGUACAACAAAAUUUCUGUAAAAGUGGAGGAGAAAGAGUUCCAGGCCAGCUCGUCCAAAAAGAAAGAGUCACAGAAGUACUGCACAGUUCACUGUACAGGCUACAUGCGCAGCUGGCCAACCAGUCAGUUGGGAGCAGAGGGUGAGGGCGAGGCAGACAAACAGGACAGCUCCCACUUCAGCUGCCUGGUGGCAGUGGGACGUGUUCACUCUCACUCCUCUCCCCAGGUGAACGGAGAGGUCAAAGUUAAAUCCACAGAAUUCACCACGCGCUACGCCAUGGAUGGCAAAUUCACCUUUGUAGAUCAAAGAGCUACAACCAUUCUUGGUUACCUUCCCCAAGAGCUGCUAGGGACAUCAUGCUAUGAGUACUUCCAUCAAGACGACUUACCACAUUUAGCUGAUAGACAUCGAAAAGUGCUGCGGAGUAAAGAGAAAAUUGAGACCAACUUUUAUAAGUUCAAAACAAAAUAUGGCUCUUUUGUCACUCUGCAAAGUCAGUGGUUUAGUUUUGUAAAUCCCUGGACCAAAGAAGUAGAAUACAUAGUGUCAACGAAUACAGUCAUAGCUCAAGCCAGUCGAUCAGGGAACAAGUCUGAACAGUCGAGCAAUUCCAAGACUUCUGAAGAAGAUGGUAAGAAGUCCCUUCCAAUCAUACCAGGCAUCUCCACCACACCUGGAUCUAUGAUUUAUGCUGGAAGCAUCGGGACUCAAAUCGCCAAUGAGCUGCUGGAUUUCAACAGGAUGAACUCAUCACCUUCCAGUGGCAACGUCAGCCCUUUCAGUUUACCACUGGAUAAAUCUCCACAAAUUCACAAUCAAAUCAGCAACAAUGUGCCAAACGGAGAGGCAACAGAUGUGGAGAUGCCAGGAAAGUCCAGCUCAGAGGACGAGCCCCAAGGUGCUGCGUUCUCAGGAGGAGAAACACUGAUGGCUCAUCUCUCCUCAGGUGAGAAUUCCCAGCUGGAUUUGGACAGUGUGGUUGGACCAGGCCUUAGUAGUCUGAGCAACGAUGAAGCAGCCAUGGCAGUGAUCAUGAGCCUCCUGGAGACGGACACAAACUUGAGCGAUGCUGUGGACUUUGAAGAGAUGCACUGGUCUUUAUAGAAUCUGUUCUUGCAGUGUGACACUGUAGCACACUGUAAAAUAUACUUUUUUUCUUUGGUAAGGUGAACUGCUCGAACGCUUACACCACAUUUGAUUUUUAAGGACUUUAUUUAUUACUUUUAUUUGCUACCUAUUUCCCCAUAUAAGCUGUGUAGUCUUCGGGCGGCUGCUCUUACACGUUCAAGGUCAGUGACAAUUAAGGAAAACCAUAUUUCCCUCUUCAGGAGGAGGAUUUGCCUCUAAAGCCUUACAGCGGUCCUCCUGCCCUGAAAACACUGUUCCUGACUUCUUUCCUCACAUCUACUGUUCAUCCUCUGUUUAAAUGAAAAGGUUUAAGAACCCACAAAUACAAAAAAACCCAGACAAAGCUCAGAUCAUGACGAUUCGAGGGUUCUGCUCGUUUUCUCCUCACAUUGAAUCAAAGGUUGGGAGUGACAAAGCAUAAAAAUGCACUGAAAAGAAAUUUUUUUUAAUGUCAUAGUUUGAUUAGGUACUGUAUGUUUAAUUAAAAAUGCAAGAAAGACAACUUGACAACCUGGUCCCCCACAGGAUCCAAAACUGUUCUCAGGCAGUGAACCAUGUAAAACCACACCUCCAUAACCUCUGACUCUGAGAGUCACUCAGUGAUGUGCUGCUCAGAGAUUUUCCACUUGUCUGUAUCUGAACAUUUACUGCGAAACAAUCCACUAACCUCACUUGAACAAACUGUAUAUGUGCGCAGCGCUGCAACUGACCAUUCUUUUCAUGAUUGAUUAAUCUGUCCAACAAUAGUUUCGCCAUUAAUUGGUUAGUAUUUCCUCUAGAAUCUUUUUCAGCUGCUCUGCCACUGCAUUCAAGUUAAAAUAGUUUUAAAUGAAAAAGGACCUAAUAAUCAUUUUAGAUCAUUCAUUUUUAAUUUGGAAUGUAGAGACGGGAUCAAAUCCUGUGUUCACCAAACCUCAAAAUGAUGAUGUUGUCCACAGUCCAAAGAUAAUCAUUUUUUUCUGUUUCAUUUGCUAAUUAUUUAUAUUAACGAAGGUGAGAAAUGGGAACUUAAAAGAAACACACUUGACCGAUUACUUGAUCAUAAGAAAAUGGUUGCUGUUGCUGCCAUGUUUAGUCAUCUUAAUAGUCAAACAUUUGUUUUUUUCUCUAAAUGUGUGUGCAUUUGUUAUGUAGCCAACACCAUGUCAGGCCAUAUCUACUUUUGUUCCAUAUUUCCUAAACCCUUAAAAACUGGCCUUCUUUUUAGAUCUUAGAAUUUAACCAUUUUAGACAGAAAACAUCCACCUUCAUAAACAAAUAAGUGAGAGAGCACUCAGUUUCGUCGGACGACCUUACAUGACCUCUAGAUUAGAUUUACAUUAGGUCUGAAAGGACACUGAGGCGAAAGGUUUGAGCUGGACAGCCGAGUCAUUUCAGGUCGAGUCUGGUGAUAGAAGCGAAAACUCAGGGAGCGACGGAAGCUUAAAGCUGCCUCACAGAAACACAGUGAGUGUUGCAGUGUUUCAUCCUCCACUCUAUGCUUUUGCUUUUCUUUUCGUGCGUCUCCUUGUAUACUUACUCUCUGCUUUAUAUUCUGGAAAGAAAGCCAUAAGUGUAGCUGUUAGGUUUUUCCCCACCCUUCAUGUCAUUUUAUGCACUGACAGUCUUUGAAAAGACAUGUCCAUGUUUCAUGUGCUUCUCAGAAACACGGUGUGGUCAUGCACCUGCAUUCAUUUAAAGGGAUUAUGCUAUGCAGAGCUAUCAUUACAUCAAUAACAGACUUUAAGGUAUGUCUCUUUCUUUCAUGUAAUUAACACUUAUUUCAUACCUUUCUUGCAGAAGGCCCACAGUGUGCUGCUGACUUGUGAAUCGUGCAUCCAUUCCCAUACUCACAGUUGCACAGUAGCCUCUAUGUUAGUGAUCAUGUGGCAGUAGCGUAGCCUUUAUACUUAAUGUCAGAUUAAUUCAAUUAAAUAUGUGAAAAUGCAUUUAAAAAAUGAAAACUGCUGCCAUAAUUCUGGCCAAAUGAUAACCAAAAAUGUCCAGUAUAAAAAAAAUGUAUGUCUUUAGAUAUAACUAAUAUUAAGUUAAAGUCUAAUGAUUGUGAAUCAAUUAAGGCUGACCUGAAUUUGAUUUGAAAUAGUGCAGUUCUGAAAUUCUGAAGGCUGCAUUUUAAUUGUUCUAUGCCAAUUUUUUUUAAAAAAUCAUAGAUUUUUUAUUAUUUUCUUUUAGAAACAAUUCACCUCUUAAGUUCUUACUCUUUUAUAUGGUAUAGGUGUGGUAUAGUAGUUCAUAUUUUGAUGGGAUUUCAUGUACUAAAGUGUUCUAAAUGUAUUACGGUGAUUAUUGAGCCGAGGACUGACUCGUAAUAAGUCAUAUGGAAUAAGACGUUACAAUAAUACAAAUUGUAAUAUGUCAGAAUUAAACAGUUCUUCUCCAUCUUUUCUGGGGCAUUGAAGUUUGAGCAUGUGUGUGUCACCCUGUUUCACCUGCUCGAGUGCGGUGAAAUUCACCUCAUGCACUUGUGAACCAUUUAUGAUGCAUAAUAAUCACGUUUAUUUAGACUGUGCGUCAGUAGCUUCACUCUCAUUCAGCAGUACACGAACCAGUCAUGUGACAAUAUAGCGGUUGUAUCACUGUCCACGUGAACAAUAAUAUAUGAAACUGAGUAGCUUAUAAGCUAUGCCAUUGUUGAGAUUGUCAUCAAGGGCCAUGUUUUAUAGUGAUUUCCUGUCUGUGUGUCAAUGAUUUUUUCCCAUAUAGAAUCUCUAGUUUUUAGGAUCGUAGACUGUUGGUUGUGGGGUCUUUUCUCUCUGAUGCUUGAAUUAAGAGGAGUCUGUGGAUGAAGGAGCCAAACUCUCCUGCCUGUGUCCGAAGUGCCUUUGGACAUUUGUGCUUGGUCACACGAUGAACCUUGUUGCUUUUAAGGUUUGCACUGCCCGAUAGUGGGGCCAGAAAUGUGACGUAGGACUCCCCUGACACAGGCUUGUGGAAGCCUGUUUGUGAUUGGAUUCAGCAGUCGACACCUGACUAAACAACUGGAGCUGUGGUGUUGUGCCAUAGACACAGACUGGACCUUUUUUAAAAAAAGCAAAAAUGUCAAUUUUAUACUGUUAUUUACGCCCUUGUAGCUGUUAUUCCCCCCACAUUGUUCUCAUUUCAGCUUCAAAAUGUCACGUUUUGCUUCUGCCACCAUUAAAAACCAAACACGAGACUUUGUAAACUAAAAACCCAACAUUAUGUUUUCAUUCCAUGCCCUGUGUCGUGUCGUGUUGUGUGUAGUUGCAUGCUGUUCUUGUAUCAUUUAUUGCUGUUAGUUUAAAAAAUAAUAAUAAUGUGUUGGCUAAACACGAUAAGGACCUGCACAGGAGGAAGGACUUCAACCUUUGAGGCCGAUGCAUUUAAGAGCGUGUUACUGCCUCCAUUGUAUCAUUUCCUGCCAUUUUCAUGAGUUCAUUCUUGUUUGAUUUGUGGGUUCUGAUGGGGAGAAACACUUACUGUAUUUGUUAAUUGCAUUAUUGCUGCUACUUUUAACAUGCCUGGCAUGUCAACCCAGGUUGUCAUGUUGUUAAUAAAUAGUUUACUAAACCCUCA